Molecule: messenger RNA, 3234 nt
Organism: Clonostachys solani
Lineage: Eukaryota; Fungi; Ascomycota; Sordariomycetes; Hypocreales; Bionectriaceae
Source: the annotation of a GenBank genome assembly
AUGGAGGCACUCAAUACUCUCCAAGUCGCUGGCGGUGUGAUCCAGUUCCUGGAUUUUGGGAGUAAGCUGCUUUCUAAUACCAGAAAGCUGUAUCGAUCCCCAGAUGGUGUAUUGUCCGAGAAUGUCGACCUGGAGGUAGUCACCACUGACCUUGCCACCAUACUUCUGAGCUUGGAGCGAAAAUUGCCCGAUCACCGCCCGAUAAAGGCGGAUUGCUCGCAAUCGGAGGACGAGAAGGCCUUGGACGAGCUUUGCAUUAGAUGCGUUGCGAUCGCUGAGGAAUUGAUUGCAAACCUCAACAAGCUAAAAAUUGCCUCAGGGAAGGAUGAGUUAAAAUUGUCCGAGGAUGACAAGGUUGGCAGAGGCAGCUUUCGGGACUCUGAGUCUCAAGACAAGCUGGGGCGGGACAACUGGAGCUCCAUGCUCAAACCCAGUGGAAAGGGGAAGUCUAAGAUCUUCAGGAAGUGGAGUGCUUUUCGUAACGCGUUGGAGGCUGUUUGGAGGAAAGAGGAAAUUGAAGCAAUGGCCGCGACACUGCGGGAGUUUAGAUCGGAAAUUGAAUUCCGUAUACUGGUUAUGUUUCGCCGGGACGACCUUGCCACGCAACUUCGCAGUCAGGUGGAGAAGUUGGUUUUCUCUGAGAUCUCAAAACGCGAUCUCGUGCAUAUGAGGUGGAAGAGAGUCCGACUGCUCAUGAUCGAGAAUGGCGUCUUGGGCAGUCUGAGCUUUGAUUCGAUCCAUGACCGUAAGGACAGUGUGGAAAUGCCUUUCAAGAACACUUUCAAGUGGAUCUUCGAGGAGCCUGGAUCGACUGAAAGGCCAUGGAGCAACUUCAUGACCUGGUUGCGGCAAGACUCUGGAAUUUACUGGAUUAAUGGAAAGGCCGCGUCUGGAAAGUCGACCUUGAUGCGAUAUCUCCAGGACAGUGAACAGAUACGGGCAGGCUUAAAUGAAUGGGCCGGAUCCAUGCCUCUGGAGAUCUGUCACUUUUUCUUCUGGAACAUUGGUGACGAGUACCAAAAGUCUCAGAAGGGAUUGCUACGAUCGCUUCUCCACGAUAUUCUUCAACAGCAUCGAGAUUUAAUUCCCGCUAUUAUGCCUGAAGCUUGGGAGGCGUGGUCCUCGCGAGCUGACCACAUGAUGUUAAAUAGCGGCUCACUCCGCAAUCCGAUGCUACGCCCUGACCUAAAGCCGUGGGGUAUGAUACAAUUAAAUGGUUUCUUUCGAAACUUGCUUCAGACAUUGCAGAGUAGGGUUAAGAUUUGCCUAUUUAUUGACGGAUUGGACGAGUACGACGGAGACCAUUACGAAAUCGCGGAUAUGUUUGAAGAAAUUGCCCAAUCCUUUAAUAUCAAGCUCUGUUUGUCCAGCAGACCGCUCUUGGCCUUCGAACAAGCCUUUGAGGGGCAGCCUAGCCUCAAGCUUCAAGAUCUCACGGCGAGAGACAUAAGUUACUACGUCAAAGAAAACCUGUAUCGCCAUAAAUACAUGAUGGCCCUCGCAAAGGAAAAUCCAGCUCAAGUGUCUGACUUGGUGGGCGAUGUUGUUGAAAAAGCACGCGGUGUCUUUCUAUGGGUUAAAUUGGUCGUCAGGUCAUUAUUGCGUGGCCUAUCAGACUACAACCGCAUCUCUGACCUCCAAAGACGGGUUGAAUAUUUGCCUGGUGACCUGGAGGCUCUAUACUCCCAUAUGCUACAGAUGACGGAUCCAUUCUACCAUGAACAAGCUUCGAGAAUCUUUCAAAUAUAUCGAGCUGCUCAGCAGCAGUGCCCGAGUCAGUUGACUUUGUUGAAUUUAUCAUGGGCGGACGACGAGGACGAAGAUUUGGCGGAGAAGGCCCCGAUCCAGCCACUCUCUCAUAGCAGGAUUGCAUAUCGAUGUAAAGCAAUGGAUGCUCGCCUAAAGAGUGUAUGCGCCGGCCUUCUUGAGUCAAUCGACACUAGGUUUUCAGAUAUCGCUCCUGACGCGAAGGUACUCUUUCUACACCGAACAGUCUCAGAUUGGAUAACGCAGCCCAAGGUUUGGAGCAGUAUAACUUCUCAUACGGAAGGGAAUUCGUUUAGCCCCAACAUCGCAAUGCUCAAGUCCUGCGUUUUGCAACUAAAAACUGCCAGCAUAGGCCCCUCUUAUCCACUUGACCUGGGGCUCAUCACUGGUGCUCUGAAGUUCGCGGUGGAGGCCGAGAAGGAUCUCAACGGCGGAUUUCCAAGGUUAUUGGAUCAACUGGACAUUGCAGCUUCGUACCACUGGCGAGUCGGAAAACAUUUCUUUACCAGUGAGCCAGAGCCAGCCUCUAUGCCCAGCUCGGUGAACUCAAGCUUCAUUGAAGACGCAAGAGACCAGGAUGACGUGUUCGAAUUCGAGGACCAGGAACCUGAACUGUAUUUCCGGCAGCUACAAGAUUCACGGACUGGGAUUCUACAGGCAUCAUCGCCGCCCUCCCCUGGUGGUAGAAGCCCUGUUGCAAAGACUUCAGCACCCUACCACUGGUCAAAAGGAGUUGAUGUUUCUCGCCUUGGAUGUGCAGGUCGGCCAAGUACCUUUUAUGAUCUUGCAGUGACUAUUGGACUAUCCCACUACGCAAGGAUGAAGUUCGAGUCCGCCAGCAUCGUGGACCAGGAUGUAGAGCAGCAUAUGCUCCUACAUCUAAUUACCUCGAGGACUGACCUAGACCCCACUGUGAUAAGACGAAUUCUAGAAAACGGCACAGAUCCGAACUUGUCCUAUGAUGGAUUCAGUCCUUGGGAACAUGUGCUCCUGUCCGCCGCAGCGCACUUCAACCACGCCCCAUGCGGCCACACCCGGUGCAAAGACCAUCCACCAGACUUCAAAUGGGAAGAAACUUCCAGAAAUUUGGCUGAGAUCAUCCAAGAUUUUCUUCAUCACGGAGCAAACCCCGAUCUUGUCACUCGAAACCACAGUUCUCUACAAGGACAUCCAAGACUCUCGGCAACCGUCCUUAUUGAGAAGCACUUUCCGGAAUUCCUGGUAGUAGAAAGGAACAAGCUCAAAUAUCUCUUGAGCCAAAAAAGAACCAGUUUUGGCCCGGAUAUCGGAUCAGGGGACCUGGAUAACCAACCUGUGAUGUACGACGUCUUCGGUGACGUUGAUGAGCCCAUGGGGCGCAAUGAAGGGGAAGAUGGUGAGAUAGGGGGGACGAGACAUGGACCACCUGGCCCGUUGAAACCCACAUCGACAGUGCGAUGGAUGCUCUCAUGGGUGGUACGCUAUUGA